Molecule: messenger RNA, 615 nt
Organism: Xenopus laevis (African clawed frog)
Lineage: Eukaryota; Metazoa; Chordata; Amphibia; Anura; Pipidae
Gene: lamtor4.S
Product: late endosomal/lysosomal adaptor, MAPK and MTOR activator 4 S homeolog
Exons: 4
Coding region: 147-446 (99 amino acids)
Biological process (GO): cellular response to amino acid stimulus; positive regulation of TOR signaling
Cellular component (GO): lysosome; Ragulator complex
Molecular function (GO): guanyl-nucleotide exchange factor activity
Source: RefSeq, a predicted model, not a curated record
GUGGUCAACCAUUACGUGACAUACCAACUAGCGAAUGGUUGUGGUUAGACGAGUGAUUGAUGGCUGAUUGAACCAGUAGCGAGGGAGGAAAGGCGAUGCCGGAAGAAGCCGAGUGUUAGCUGUACUGCCGGAGGGAAGUAGCAGAGAUGACCUCCACACUGACGCAGGGUCUGGAGCGGAUCCCAGACCAGAUGGGAUACCUCGUAAUGAGUGAGGAUGGAGGGGUGCUGGCGAGCGCUGGUGAUCUGGAGAAUGAUGAGCGUCUGGCAGGAGUGAUCAGAGAGAUGGUGGCUGUAGCCUGCACCUUCCGGGACCUGGGGGAGCAGCAGCCAUUCAAGCGCAUGAGUGUUGUAUUCGGGGAGCACACGUUUCUCGUCACUAUCUCUGGACAGAAGAUUUACGUGGUGAAGCGACAGAAUGUUGUGCGGGAGCCAAUCAGUGUGUAGAAGCCUUACCCCCCCCCCAUUUGCUAUUACUGUGCCCAGCAUGAAGUGACUGUAAACUGCUAUUUAAUGACCCCCCCAUUGUUACUCUAGAAACCUUUUCUACAGGAUCCAUUACCCCAGCCUUCUUCUCAUGUGUCUAAUAAUAAAUAUAUAUAUUGUUGGUACUGCA